AGUGGGAAAAAAGACAAUUCACUGAUUGAGGAUUCAGAGAGGCAUCACAGGGAGCUUCUCGUGUACUGGUAUGGUUUGAUUCAUAAUUUCAGUAAUGUAAGGUCACUUGAAGCCAUUGGAACUGCGACAAUUCCAGUUCUCAUUACUUUGUUGAGUUUGAUUGUCCCGGUAUUAGCGAAAGUUUCUUGGUGUUUCUUAUCAUGCAUGGAUCGUGGUCGCAUGAAUGAAGAGCCAAGCGAAUUUCAUCUGGCGGGUGAUAUUCUGACUACAAAUGACAUAUCCAAACUAGGUGCAGAACUGGCAGCUCUUAAGAAUCUAGGACAACUUAAAGUCCGUUCAGGCGGGAUUGUAUGGAAGAAACAAGGAGGUGGCAAGGCUGUUGAAGUUGAUAAAUCUGAUUUGAUGGGGCUUACGUGGAUGAAGGUUCCGAGGUCUAAUCAACUUGGAGUUCGAACCAAAGAUGGCCUUCGCUAUAAAUUCACUGGUUUUCGGGAUCAGGAUGUUGCUAGUCUGUCUACAUUUUUUCAGUCUAAUUUUGGGAAAACUCCAGAGGAGAAGCAGCUCUCUGUUAGUGGAAAAAACUGGGGAGAGGUUGAUUUAAAUGGGAAUACACUCACUUUUCUGGUGGGUGGUAAGCAAGCAUUUGAGGUAUCACUAGCUGAUGUUGCACAAACUCAACUUCAAGGAAAAAAUGAUGUAACUUUGGAAUUCCAUGUAGAUGACACAACUGGUGCCAAUGAGAAAGAUUCGUUAAUGGAAAUAUGUUUCCACAUCCCCAAUUCGAACACUCAAUUUGUCGGGGAUGAAAAUCACCCUUCUGCUCAGGUGUUCAAAGAGGAGAUUGUCUCUGUGGCAGAUGUUGGAGCUGGAGGUGAGAAGGCCGUUUUUACUUUUGAUGGAAUUGCCAUACUCACCCCAAGGGGACGAUAUAGCGUUGGACUUCAUCUCUCAUUUUUGCAUUUUCAAGGACAAGCUAAUGACUUCAAAAUUAAGUACAACAGUGUCGUUCGUGUCUUUUGGCUACCUAAGUCUAAUCAACCACAUACCUUUGUUAUUGUGACUCUUGACCACCAAUUAGGAAAGUUUGAGACCAAUGCUGUAAUAGACACCACCUUAUCAAUGAGUGAUGAGCUUUAUAAUACCAGGUACAAGGACAAGCUCCAGCCAGAGCAUAAGGGACUGAUCCAUGAAAUCUUCAUUACAAGUCUGCGUGGUUUGUCUGGUGCUAAAGUUACAAAACCAGGGAAGUUCCGUAGCAGUCAGGAUGGUUACGCCAUGAUAUCAUCUCUUAAAGCUGAAGAUGGAGUUCUUUAUCCACUUGAAAAGAGCUUUUUCUUUUUACCCAAGCCACCCACUCUCAUUCUGCAUGAGGAGGUACAAUAUAUAAAAGGAGUC
This is a messenger RNA of Striga asiatica, 1395 nucleotides long. Lineage: Eukaryota; Viridiplantae; Streptophyta; Magnoliopsida; Lamiales; Orobanchaceae. The record is from the annotation of a GenBank genome assembly.